AUGACGAUGGACGCGAAAAUGAUGGAAAUCGCGAAAGAAAUCGGUUGCACCGACGGAUUUCACAUCCCAGUGGCAAAUGAAGAAAACCGAUUACUUGAAAAAGAGAUUGAAGAGUUGUUGCAAAAGAAAGCCAAGCUUAUUGUAGCCAAUGAAGUACUAAACGAUGAUAUAAAUAUAUUAAAUGAAAAACUGACCGACAGCACAACCCGUCAAAACCAAAUUCAGAGUCUGAUCUUGGCAAACCGUCAGCAGUAUGAGACAGAACAGCAUAUGUUGAAGGAAGCUGAAAGAGAAGACGAUAAUUUGUCCCGCAACAAUCGAAACGCAUCGAAAACGCUCAAAAACCUGAUGAACGAAAGGAAAAAAACCGAAGACGAACUAUUGAAAAACUCAGAACAUAUAGAUAAACUGAGAAGCACAAUCGAGUGGGGUGAAGAAACUCUGUUGGCGUGGAACGAGGACUUGGCCAAACGGACGACGGACGUGAACAUUUUGGACGCGUAUAAUUUAGAAGACAACAACCGAUUUAAAGACUUAGAUUUUCGUAGACAACACCUGCAGAGGUCGGUAAUGGAAAGGGAAACUAUUGUAGAAAAAGAACUUAGCGACCUGCUUCAGGUAGAAAGAGAGUUGGAACAGACGUCUAAACUCACUAAGCAAGCACAGAAAGAAAGAGACCGUUUGCUUGAACAGUGGGAAAAUUCUUCCAACUUUUUUAAGUCCCACAAUGAAGAGUUACAGAGAUCGGUGCAGGAAAUCAACAAGAUCAGGGAAAGUGUUAGGAAAGUGUACGAUGUAAUGACAGAGGACAAACAAGCGUACCGCAAAUAUUUAGAAGAAAACGAAGAGCUCCAGUACGAGCUAUCCGAAGCUCAUAACGCCAACGACGAAAUGAAGCUAUUAUUGGUCCAAAAGUACGAAGAACUCGAUAAUUGGACGUCUGAGUUGAUGAUUGUACAAGGGAACGUCAGCAAUCAAAGUCACAAAUUGGAUAAUGAGCGAGCACAGCUCAAGCACAUGGAAAGCAGUAUUGUCAAAAUGGGCGAGCAGAUUCAACAUAAACAACAUGAAAUAUCGGUUUUGGAGGAGAGCUUGACGAAGUCCCGAAGCCAAUCGAUGACCACAGAGGAACGGUUAAAGGAAUUAGAAAAGAUCUACGAUGCUCAAAAAACGAAGGCUGACCGAUUGAUAUUAGACAAAGACAAACUGCAGACCGCAUCAUUUCACGCUUUCAGCGAGAUGAAACAAUUAGAAAGUAGUAUAGACCUGAUGAAUCGCCAGUUAAGCCGAACUCAAAGUACACAAUCCGAGUCUGGCCGGGACGAAUGGAAAAUUAAACAGCUGAUAAUGGAUAGAAAAGAAGUUGUGUACAAUUUGAGUUUUCAAUUGGAAUUAAUUAGUAACAAAGUGGCCGAAGUCGAAGGUAGAGUAGACGUGGAAGUAAUGCACGAACUCCAAGAUCAACUAUACCGCCUUACCGAAGAACUGAAUCAAACCACUGACUAUCGAAAUCAGUUGGAUAAACAGCUUAAGACGACUGACAGUGAAACCCGACGUCUCGUAAGGGAGUUAGAGAAAUACGCCAUUGAAUUAUCCACGCUACAAGAAAGCAGACAGCACCUCACUAUCCGCAACGAAGGAGGCAUCAAACAGAUUAAAACGUUAAAAGAACAAAACCAUCGUCACCACAUGGAAGAGCUAAUGCUCAAGUUCAAAAUUGCUCAAAUAAAAAAGUCAAUGGAUCACGAAUGCGAAAAAAUGCACUCGUUGGCCAGACAACGAGAAGAGUUGACAGCGGAUGUCAACAAUAGGAAAGCCGAGGUGUCGGCCAUUUUCGAUCGACUAAACGGCGAGAAAAAGAUUUUGCUGGAGGAAAAGUCAGCGACUAAGAGUCGCCUGGACGCGGUCACCCUACAGAUAGAUCAGAGGCAAAAAAAGUAUCAUAUCUUAUUGGCGACAAUGGGCACAGACGGCGCUACGUUUACUGUCGGCGAGUACAGGAUCAGAAUGUCUCAAGAAAAAUUGGAGCUUCAAGAGUUAGGCGAUCAACUAGACGGUCGCGUUCAAAAGCUCGAGGAAGAAAUAAGGGCUAUGGAAAAUACACUGCAAGUGCUAAAAGCCACUAAUAAUUGUUACAAGGCCAGUCUGUCGUCUGAUUUGGAAAUAAAAUGUCAGUUAGCCAAUGAUCAGCUGAUGGUCGUGGUGGCGACUCGAGGUCAAAAGGUAACAGAAGUGGAAAGACUACUAAAGGAAGUCGAAGGGCAAAAAGUAAAACUAGACCGCGUUGACGGACUGAUCCGGUGCGGGUUGAAAAAUUUAGAAAAAAAAUGUGUCGAUCCCGACAAGCGCAAAACUUUGGAACUCUUUAAAAAAGACGUUCAACUAAGGCAGUUGAAGAAAGUAAAUAAAUCGGCUUUGGAACUAUUAGCCGAAAUGUCGGUGCGAAAUGGACUUGAACUGACGGUCAAACAUUACUUGGCCGAUAAAGACUUAACACUGCCCACUGUAUCCAGUCAUCUAUCGUUCCCCUCUUCUCUGAAAGUCAAAUCCAGUUGCGGCUCUAGCAUAAUGUCGUUUGCCAGCAGCACGUCGAGCAUCCAAUCGGACGACGAUCAGAAGAAGAAAUGCUCGGUAGUUAACUUAAGUGGUGCAGGCGACGAAGAUUUAUUAAGCGCUCGAUCCCUGAAUUCCGUUAAAGCGUUUUUGCCCCCAGACGUUUCGUUUGCCAAGCAGAAAACACACAGUUAUACUACAGUAAAGAGUGAUAAAGACGUAACCUCACCAUGGGAGUGA
This is a messenger RNA of Adelges cooleyi (spruce gall adelgid), 2793 nucleotides long. Its product is annotated as coiled-coil domain-containing protein 39-like. The record is from RefSeq and is a predicted model, not a curated record. The transcript is spliced from 16 exons. Gene Ontology annotation, biological process: cilium-dependent cell motility; inner dynein arm assembly; cilium movement. Gene Ontology annotation, cellular component: axoneme. Lineage: Eukaryota; Metazoa; Arthropoda; Insecta; Hemiptera; Adelgidae. Bases 1 to 2793 code for a protein of 930 amino acids.